Austrofundulus limnaeus is the source of this 3055-nucleotide messenger RNA. RefSeq names its product patched domain-containing protein 3. Lineage: Eukaryota; Metazoa; Chordata; Actinopteri; Cyprinodontiformes; Rivulidae. Gene Ontology annotation, cellular component: membrane. The record is from RefSeq and is a predicted model, not a curated record. The coding region runs from base 40 to 2571 and encodes 843 amino acids. The transcript is spliced from 4 exons.
UCCCCCCGUUUGUGCCAAAUCUCCUGAAAGACUGUGAAGAUGGGCUGCAGACGCACAGACUGCCUUUCGAGGCCUUUGUCAAACCUUUUUGAAAAGCUCGGAUCAACAGUUGGCUCCUUUCCUUUAUAUUUCCUCAUCAUUCCCAUCAUUGUCUCAUCAGCACUUGGUGGAGGCUUCUUUUUUAUCAAAGACAGAGAAGACAAUGAUCUUGAGCAGCAAUUCACCCCAAAGAAAGGACCCUCGAAGGUGACAAGAGCCUUUGUGAAAGAAAACUUCCCGUACAACGAUUCUAUGUUUUCUAUAGACAGGCUGUACGACAAAGGUAAUUUCGCAUCCCUCAUUGCGGUGUCGAGAAACAGCAACGGUGUCCUGGAAAGUCCUGCGUUUGAGGACGUCCUUCGACUCAACGACAUGAUUCUGAAUCUCACCGUGGACAACRGAAGGCUGGGCUUCAGCGACUUGUGUGCCGUGGUCAACGGAAGAUGUGUCUCCAACGUCAUCCUGGAAAUCCUCACUCAUGACAGAGCCAGAAUAAGCUACCCAGAACAUGUGCACAGAUCCAGUUCGGUCUUCCUGGGUUCUGUUCUUGGUGGAGUUCUUACAGAUAGCAACGGCAYGGUCCAAAGCGCUCAGUCUGUGAAGCUCCUCUACUAUCUGGACCAUCRUGAAAGCAAAGCCUCAGAGUUAUGGCUGAGAGGAUUUAAAGCACUCCUUUCAGAGCAGACAGACAGAAAGCACAUUGAUGUGUCUUACUACACCUCCAAAUCCAAGCAGGAGGAGAUCAACAGCCACACCACAGAUGGCUUCCCUUUAUUCCUCAUCACUUAUGCCUGUGCCAUCACCUUGUCGGUGUUAUCCUGCCUGAGAUCAGACAAUGUUAGGAACAAACUAUGGAUAGCUGUUGUUGGAGUCAUCUCCUCUGGACUGGCAGUCAUCUCCUCGUUCGGCUUACUACUUUACAUCGGAGUACCGUUUGUCAUAACUGUGGCAAACUCUCCUUUCCUAAUACUUGGAAUUGGUCUGAAUAACAUGUUUAUCAUGUUGUCGGACUGGCAGCACACCCACGUGAACGAUCCGGUGCCAGAACGGAUGGCUCACACUUACAAAGAAGCGAUCAUGUCCAUCACCAUCACUGCCCUGACAGACGUUCUCAAGUUCUUCAUUGGCGUCAUGUCUGACUUCCCGUCUGUGCAGUCUUUCUGUCUGUACACGGCCACCUCCAUCUUGUUUUGUUACAUUUACACAAUCACCUUCUUUGGAGCGUCAUUGGCUUUAAACGGAAGGCGCGAGGAAAGCAACAGGCACUGGAUGACCUGCAUGAAGGUGCCGUCAGAGAAAACAAGCAAUCGUUCGGAUUUGUACAACGUCUGCUGCGUGGGAGGCAAAUACGAUAAGACCACAGGAGCGGAGAAAAAACAAUUUGCGAGUAACUUCUUUAAGGAGUACUACGGCCCGUUUUUAACCAAACCUGUGGUGAAAGGACUGGUGUUGUUCCUUUAUGUGGUGUACAUCGGUACAAGUGUUUUUGGAUGUUUCAAAGUUCAGCAGGGUAUUGAGCUUUAUGAUCUGGCAGCUGAUAACUCCCACGUUACAAGAUUCAUCAAAAAGGAAAGGCAGCUUUUUUCUGACUACGGCCCAUCUGUUAUGGUCAUCGUAAACGAGGCRUUUCCAUACUGGGAUAAGACCAAAAGGUGCCAUCUUCAAGCAUGCCUGGACGAUUUUAAAGAGCCCCAGUUUGUGGAUAUGGACAUUUAUACUUCCUGGUUAGAAUCGUACCUUUCCUACGGACAAGAGAGGCAUCUAAAUUUAGAUGAUAAAGAUGUCUUUCUCUCAAAUCUGCCUCCAUUUUUUGAUUUAUACCCUCUUUUCAAACAAGAUGUGAACCUGAUUGAAAAUGUUAUCCACGCUUCCCGGGUCUUCAUCCAGACGGUUGACAUAGCUAAUGCCAGCAGAGAAAUGGAAAUGCUCAAAGGCCUUAAAUCCAUCGCUGGCAGCUGCAGAAUUGCGUCUCUAUCAGUCUAUAACCAUGCAUUCAUCUACUUGGAUCAGUACGAUGUUGUAGUGAGCAGCACCAUCAAGAACGUGAGCGUGAUCACAGUUGUGAUGUUGGUCGUCUCUCUCCUGCUGAUUCCAAACCCCGUCUGCUCGUUAUGGGUGACUUGUUCCAUCGGUUCUGUGACCAUCGGGGUAACAGGGUUCAUGGCCCUUUGGGACAUUAGUCUGGAUUCCAUAUCAAUGAUUAUUUUCACCGUCUGCAUCGGCUUCACUGUGGAUUUCUCCGCUCACGUGGCUUACGCCUUCGUCUCCAGCAAGAAGUCCACUCCCGAUGACAAAGCCAUCGACGCUCUGUCCAACCUGGGUUACCCCAUACUUCAAGGUGCACUGUCCACCAUUUUAGGUGUGUCGGUGCUGGCCAUGUCCGAGUUCAACACCUUCAGAACCUUUUUUAAGAUCUUUUUUCUCGUCAUGUUUAUCGGGAUGGUCCACGGGCUCGUUUUCAUCCCCACGGUCCUGACGACGUGCAGCGCAGAGAAACGUAAAGAGGAGGAUUUAAAAAUAAGUCGUUUUUAACCACUGAAAGGGUGGUGGGACAUUUUAGGCCAAAGCAUUUAUUUAUCUUAUUACACUUCUUUUUAAAUGUUCCUUUAUAGUUACAAAAUGAGACGUCGGUAUGACAGCUUACACUGGAAAUUUGUUUCAGUUUUUGUUUGUUUAUAUGUACUAACAUAAAUCAUGUUUUAAGGUAAUUUAAAAAAGUACUGUAUGUAUUGUAAGUUAUUCAUUUUUUUGUAUAUUCAUUGUGUUGUUUUUUUUAUUUUACAUUUGCCUUGGGACUAUGAUUCAGUCACACAUAACAGUUAAGUUGGUAAUAAAUAUAAUUUAAUUACAGCCAAUUGCUUUUUUUAAUUAUACUCUACUUGACCAAAUUUUUUUCCCACAUUGUAUCAAACUGCAUUGUAUAUUUUGUGCACAAAUUCUGGUGAAAUGAAAACCUGAGCUAUUUGUGUGAUAUGAAUUUAUGUAAUAUUACUCAAUAAAAUAUCUAUGAAUCUUA